UUAACAGUCGAAUUGACACCCAGCCGUACGUUGAGUCUUUAUUGUGAAUGCGCCUGACGGAAGUAUUAGUUUUAACGCAAGUUAACUUGACGCUAGCACGCCAAGUUGCAUGUGUGGUCAGGUCAGCUAGCUGAAGAAGAAGAGGGCGCGGGGCUUCUUGCCUCGCCUUCGUGUGCCAUUUCCGCGGUGACGUUAAAUGAGGGCGAGUCUACCGUUUUGACGUUUUUACUCGUCACCGGCGCGGUGCUCUCUUUCAAGCCCUUUUAAACAAACAGCACCAAAAAGAAAGGGAGCCUUCGCGCAACGGUCAACUCCUCCUCCGCCGACGCCUCCGUUUCCUCGCCUCGGGCUUCUCCCCAUGACCGACAACGACUUGAGAUGCCCGGCAAUGGAAGUUGGAAUUGACAGCACCACCGCAGUUUAAAUGACAUUUACCCGCUUUAUAGCUACUCAAGCUCCGCCACACUAGCGGAAAUCAGCGGCGAGGCAUCACUCACAUCGUAGUAACACCCCGCACCCCCCAAAAACAAAGAUGUCAUUUUUCAAUUUUCGCAAGAUCUUCAAGCUCGGGCCCGACAGGAAGAAGAAGCAGUACGAACACGUCCACCGAGACGUCAACCCCGAGGAGAUUUGGGACAUCAUCGGGGAACUCGGUGAUGGAGCAUUCGGCAAAGUCUACAAGGCUCAGAACAAGCAAAACGGAACCCUCGCUGCCGCAAAGGUCAUUGACACCAAGACUGAGGAUGAGCUUGAUGACUACAUGGUGGAAAUUGACAUCCUGGCCUCCUGCGACCACCAUCACAUUGUCAAACUCCUGGACGCCUUCUAUUUCGAGGGCAAACUCUGGAUCCUUAUUGAGUUCUGUGCGGGUGGUGCAGUGGAUGCCAUCAUGCUGGAACUGGAGAGGCCCCUGACCGAACCUCAGAUCCGUGUAGUGUGUAAGCAGACGUUGGAGGCUUUGGUCUACUUGCAUGAGAACAAGAUAAUCCAUAGAGACUUGAAAGCUGGCAACAUUCUUCUUUCCUUGGAUGGCGAAGUGAAACUUGCCGACUUUGGUGUUUCUGCUAAAAACACGAAGACGUUACAGAGGAGAGAUUCUUUCAUCGGAACGCCGUACUGGAUGGCGCCAGAAGUGGUGAUGUGCGAGACGUCCAAAGACCGCCCGUACGACUACAAGGCGGACAUCUGGUCCCUCGGGGUGACCCUGAUCGAGUUGGCGCAAAUUGAGCCGCCCAAUCAUGAGAUGAAUCCCAUGAGAGUGCUGCUGAAAAUAGCCAAGUCUGAACCGCCCACCCUCAUGCAACCCUCCCGCUGGACACCUGACUUCAAUGACUUCCUCCGCAGAGCACUUGAUAAGAAUGUGGACAACCGGUGGGGCCCGUUACAGCUUCUACAGCAUCCAUUCGUCGCCAGCGUCAUAGACAGCAAACCUCUGCGAGAGCUCAUCGCUGAAGCUAAGGCAGAAGUCACGGAGGAGAUAGAGGAUAGCAAAGAGGAGGAAGAAGAGGACGAGCCUGAUACCCCCGUGGCCGCCCCUGGACAUAAGCGAGCACCAUCCGACGUAAGUAUGGCGAGCUCCGAGGAAGACAAAGUUCCGCCAACUCCAUCUGCGCUGGAGGCCGUCACAGAAAAAACUGAGGCUGAACCAGCCGGAGACGGAACCAGUGAUAAGAUCUCUGAUGAAGGUUUUGAAACUAGUGAGCCUGACAGGACGGAAGAGGAGAUAGUCACCGAGGUGCCCGAGGCCGGUAAUGAAGAGCCGGUCUCAUUGGAGCCUGAGGGCAAGGCCGAUGAGAGUAUUGCUGACCCGACUGCUUCUGAGGAAGAUGUAGAAAGAGGGCAGACAGCAGAAGAUGAAAUAAAUGAAUCUCCACAAGUAGUGGGUGAUGAACAACCUGAAGAGGUGAUCAAUGAAGACGAGUUGAAUCAACAGAUUAUCGAUUCUUCAGAAACAGAAGAGCCCCUCGAAGAUGCGCAUGCCAAACCAGAGGUUCAGUUUGAACAAGUGAGCAAGCCGGAUGACAUGCUUCACCAUGAACUCACCGAUACAGCCAAUGGUACAGUUGUUAUUAUGGAAUCAAAUAUUGUUGGAGACUCAGAAACAAAGUUGGAUAAGGAGGAAUCUCUUUCGGAAAAGCCUGAGCUGAAGAUUUCCGACUUACCUGAUGAGGAAGUCAGACCUACAAAUGGAGUAUGCGACAAUGUCAGCGAUAUCUCUGAAACACAAACGCUCCCAAUGAAGGAAGAUGAUGAUGCCAUUUUGGCAGAGGACAGCAUGACUCAAACUGAAAAGGAGUCUGAGACCAAGACAGAGCAGGGAAGUCCUGCUGUGUGCCGGCAGGAAGCGGAGAAGGAUUCCGACUCCGGUAGCAGCUCAGCUGCCGACACUAGCAGUCUGGACCUGAAUCUGUCCAUCUCCAGUUUCCUAUCCAAGAGCAAAGAAGGAAGUUCUGUGUCUGUACAGGAAUUAAAACGUCAGAAGAAGACGCUGAAAAAGACACGCAAGUUCAUGGUGGACGGCGUGGAGGUCAGCGUGACAACGUCCAAGAUAGUGACGGACGACGACGCCAAGAAUGAGGAGAUGAGGUUUCUUAGGCGGCAGGAACUGCGAGAACUGCGCCUGCUGCAGAAGGAGGAGCAGAGAGCUCAGCAGCAGCUCAGCCACAAGCUGCAACAGCAGAGAGACCAGAUAUUGCGGCGUUUUGAACAGGAAACGACAGCUAAGAAGCGUCAAUACGACCAGGAAGUGGAGGGCCUGGAGAAGAAGCAGAAGCAGACCAUCGAGCGCCUGGAGCAGGAUCACACCACGCGACUCAGGGAUGAAGCCAAACGCAUCAAGGGCGAUCAGGACAAAGAACUGUCCAAGUUCCAGAACAUGCUGAAGAACAAGAAGAAAGAGGCGGUCGCCCAGGUUAUGAUACAGUCUUUUCAGUUGUCCUCAUGCGCACUCUUCAAUGCUCAGAUGCAGGAUGAGCAGGAGUUUCUCCAGAAGCAGCAGCAGGAGCUGGAUGGGGAGCUCAAGAAAAUCAUCCAGCAACAUAAAGUGGAGAUCGCCACCAUUGAAAGGGAGUGCCUUAACCACAAGCAACAGCUGAUGAGAGCUCGAGAAGCGGCCAUGUGGGAGCUGGAAGAGCGCCACCUGCAGGAGAAACACCAGCAGCUCAAGCAGCAGCUCAAGGACCAGUACUUCCUGCAAAGGCACCAGCUGCUUAAGAGGCACGACAAAGAGAUGGAGCAGAUGCAGCGUUACAACCAGCGUCUGGUGGAGGAGAUGAAAAACAAGCAGAACCAAGAGCGAGUCCGCUUGCCCAAGAUCCAACGCAGUGAUGGGAAGACCCGCAUGGCCAUGUUCAAGAAGAGCCUUCGCAUCGCCCCGUCGGCCAUCAUCACGCCCGAGCAGGAGCGAGACCGCGUCAAGCAGUUUGCCUUUCAAGAAGAAAAGCGGCAGAAAAACGAGCGUCUCCACCAGCACCAGAAACACGAAAACCAGAUGAGAGACCUUCAGCUGCAGUGCGACUCCAAUAUUAGAGAGCUGCAGCAGCUACAGAAUGAGAAAUGUCACCUACUGAUUGAGCACGAGACCCAAAAACUAAAGGAGUUGGAUGAGGAGCACAUUCAGGAGAUCAAAGAGUGGCGAGAGAAGCUUAGACCCAGAAAGAAGGCACUGGAGGAAGAGUUCACGCGUAAGCUCCAAGAGCAAGAGGUGUUCUUCAAGAUGACCGGGGAGUCGGAAUGCCUUAACCCCACCGCUCAGAGCCGUGUGUCCAAGUUUUACCCCAUCCCGCACGUUCAGGGCUCUGGAUCAUAACGGCGAAGAAAUUGCCCUUAGUUGGGAGAGGGUUUUUUUUUUUCUUUGUUUUCUAUACGAGUGCCUCCUAAUUACUUAUCAGUUGCAUUUUUAUGUUAAUUUCAGUCCGCACGCCCUCCUACCAAUGAAUGUCACUCGCUAUCACUGAAUAGUGGUUUAAUCAAGUGGAUGCACUCUCCCUCUAUUCUUUUGAAUGUGGUGCUGACUACUUCCUUGAGUGAAUGCUGUCAAAUACUAAGGAAUGUAAAAUGUUGCUGUUAAUUUUGCACUGUUUUUUCCUGCCACAAUAGCUGAAAGAAUAUGCAGUAUUUGAAACAUUGGGAUUUUUUUUUUUUUUUUUUUAAUCUGCUUUUAUUGUAUGACCGAUCUGGUGUAUAAAAAAAAAAGCGUUCUGCUUAACACUGAUGCUGUAAUUCAGAAAAAAUCCAUAACCUGAUAUUUAAUAAUCAUUUGCUCAGCUUUAUUUUUUUAUAUCCAUAAAUGUAUUAGCGCCUGAAUUUGAUUAUUUAUGCUCAAGUUCUGAUUUUGCUUCGUUAACAAUGCUGGAUUUUUAUUUGGGUUUUCCACCAAACAGAUAUUGAUAUAUUUUUUAAGGAAACUUGCUGCGUUGUAACUCAUUGGCUGCUACUGAUCGCGAUUGAUGUCAUUUCCAGCCCCCCCAGUCAAAAUGGAUUUGUACAUUUGUUGCCACCAAUUGCACCCAAUUAGUUAACUGUCACGUCUCCACCUAAAUGAAAAAAAUAUAUAUAUAUGCAGUUCUAUUGUCAGAUCAAAUGUAUUGGAAAUGUCUUUGGACAUAUUUGUAGUUGUAAAUAAAAAAAAAUAUU
Messenger RNA from Corythoichthys intestinalis (scribbled pipefish), 4635 nucleotides. RefSeq names its product STE20-like kinase a (gene slka). Lineage: Eukaryota; Metazoa; Chordata; Actinopteri; Syngnathiformes; Syngnathidae. Gene Ontology annotation, molecular function: protein serine/threonine kinase activity; ATP binding. The transcript has 19 exons. The coding region runs from base 533 to 3808 and encodes 1091 amino acids. Gene Ontology annotation, biological process: protein phosphorylation. The record is from RefSeq and is a predicted model, not a curated record.